AUGGAGAGUGAUGAAACCUUUAAAGAUGAGCUUAUCCUGGAUAUUUCUGGCAAGGGUUUGGACAGAAAAGACCUUUUCGGCAGUUCGGAUCCUUUCCUAGCAUUUUAUCGGAUAAAUGAAGACGGAAGGUUCAACCAUGCUUGGAAGAUCAACGGUUGGCAGCCCGACGAAGAACAGCGAGUACACCUACUGAGAGUAAUCGUAUUACGGGGUGGUCUGGAAGUAAAGUCUUACUGUCCUAUGCGAUAG
Molecule: messenger RNA, 249 nt
Organism: Opisthorchis viverrini
Lineage: Eukaryota; Metazoa; Platyhelminthes; Trematoda; Opisthorchiida; Opisthorchiidae
Exons: 3
Coding region: 1-249 (82 amino acids)
Source: RefSeq, a predicted model, not a curated record